AAUUGACAUUGCGUUUGUUUUGGGGAUAUUUUUUGGGUGGGGGAAGGCGAUGUCAAGGCAUAAAUAACACUACUCGUCAAACAAUGAACAAAUAACUUCACAAAAAAAAUAAAUGUAUGAUUUCGCUUUAGCUACCAAAACAAGGCUUCAGGUUUUGUGCAUCACAGGAGAGAUGGCGUCAGUGAAAGACAGCAGUCAGACACUUCUGCUCAAUGUCAUCACGAAAGAUAAAGAGGAGGAAGUGAAGAUUUGGGAAUGUGAUGAUUACCCAGGAGAGAGUCCAGAGGCGGCGUCAGAAAAGGUGGCAGACAGAAGUCAAACACUGGGGCUGAAUGUCAUCAUUAACAGAGAGGAGAAGGAAGACGUUGGUGAAUCUGUUGAUGCUGGAGAGACCCCUAACUCCUCUGACCAAGUUGAGACAUUUCCUGCUUCAGUCAAGCAACGUCGGAAAGUGAGCAAAGUGAAGAAGCCUCACCGCUGUCCUCACUGUGAGAAGAGUUUCCCAUUCCCAUCAUAUCUUGAAAGACACGUGCGAAAACAUUCUGGAGAGAAGCCUUAUUCCUGCUCUGACUGUGGGAUGAGUUUCUCCCAACUGAGUGGCUUGAACGUGCACCAUCGAACGCACACUGGAGAGAAGCCUCACCGCUGUCCUCACUGUGAGGAGAGUUUCCCAUUCCCAUCAUAUCUUGAAAGACACGUGCGAAAACAUUCUGGAGAGAAGCCUUAUUCCUGCUCUGACUGUGGGAUGAGUUUCUCCCAACUGAGUGGCUUGAACGUGCACCAUCGAACGCACACUGGAGAGAAGCCUCACCACUGUCCUCACUGUGAGAAGAGUUUCCCAUUCCUAUCAUAUCUUGAAAUACACCUGCGUAAACAUUCUGGAGAGAAACCGUACUCCUGCUCUGACUGUGGGAAAUGCUUCACAACAUCAAGUCAUCUAACCUCUCAUCGGAGAACUCACACAGGGGAGAAGCCUUACUCCUGCUCUGACUGUGGGAAGAGUUUCCCAUUCCCAUCAUAUCUUGAAAGACACCUGCGGAAACAUUCUGGCGAGAAGCCUUACUGCUGCUCUGACUGCGGGAAAUGCUUCACCACAUCAAGCAAUCUAACGCUACAUCAGAGUGCACACAGGGGAGAAGCCUUGGAGCCAAUUUGAGUUCAAAAGAAUUGACCCAAAAAGAAAAAGAAAUGAAAUUAAAAAAAUUAUUGUGAAGUAAUGCAUGGUGAAACUGAAAUGUAAAAAACAAACAUAAUAAUGUAAACAAAAAAGUGAAUUGUAUGAAAAAAAAAAUGUAGAAUUCAAACACAUUGAAAAUGAUUUUCAAAGCAUUCAGUUGAUGUUUGCAUCCAAUCUUUAAAGUUGAUUUGGUCAAAUAACUUGUUUUCGCUCUUGGCUUUUGUCCUUGCAAUGACAAUUUUAUUCCACCUUCAAGUCAUCUUUUCUCUCCUCCAAGUUUUGGUACUCUUGACCUGGAGGCAGGGUUAGAGGGGAUGGGCGUGUCUAAUGUUAGAGGGAAUGGGCGUGUCCAAUGUUAGAGGGGAUGGGCGUGUCCAAUGUUAGAGGGGAUGGGCGUGUCCAAUGUUAGAGGGGAUGGGCGUGUCCAAUGUUAGAGGGGAUGGGCGUGUCCAAUGAGCCACAGCCUUGGAGUGGCAGCAUUCCUCCAGUAUCCCCCCAACAGGACACAUUCUUAUUGGACAAGCACACCUGAUUCAACUUGUCAACUAAUCAAGUUCUCAAUUUUUAUUUUUUUACUUUAACAUUUAUUUAACAUGGCAAGUCAGUUUUAAGAACAAAUUCUUAUUUUCAAUGACGGCCUAGGAAUCAGUGGGUUAACUGCCUUGUUCAGGGGCAGAAUGACAGAUUUUUACCUUGUCAGCUCGGGGGAUUCGAUCCUGCAACCCUUUCGGUUACUACUAGUCCAACGAUCUAACCACUAGGCUACCUUGCCUCAAUGAGCUGAAUGAGGUGUAGGGCUAGAACAAAAAUGUGUAGUGUUGGAGACCAGGGUUGGGAAACACUGUCCUAACCAAUAGGUUACUUGCACAAUGUCGUAAAAACAACUUCCUGGUAAUAAAGGUCAUGGAAAUCUGUUUGCUGGCGAACGGCUUUGUUUUUAGCUACUUUUUUUGUUUACCUGUAUUAGCAAUUUCUCUCAAGUCCUUCUCCUAUUUGUACCAGUAGUGCACUAUAUCGGGAAUAGAGUGUGAUUAGGGACGUAACCUGGGUUUCAGAGCAGGUCUGUAAGUUGCUUGGACACUAUACAGACAGACAAACAAACCAAUACAUACAAUUACCACAUAAUGACAAAAAACAAAAUAUAAUAUUUCUUGGAACUUUUAAGCCAACAAUAUGUUUCUGUCCAUUUCUGUUUUAUUUAUUCCAUUUGUUAUUUGUUCAAUUGGUUUGCUCUGUGUUUGUGUGUGUGUGUGUGUGUGUGUGUGUGUGCGAAAACUGAUUUUUAGAUACACUCCUGUUUCUUGCGUGUGGUCAGAUUUCUCAUCCAUCUCGAGCUCAGGUCUCCUGUGAGAGGGUAUGGUAUGCUUGAUGUACAUCCUUACACCUCCCACUUGUCUGCUUCUGUGUCUAUUAUAGAGAACAUAUUCCUUUCAAUGUCCACCACAGAGCUGGGAAUAGUGUCUGAUAGCUAAGGAUGGGAAUGGAAUAAAAAGGUUGAAUGAAAACCUGGUUGUAGAUGCAGAAAGGGGACUAAGGAGAAGGAAGGAGACGCGUUCUGUCUCCUAGAGAUGAACGUACUUUGGUGCGAAAAGUGCAAAUCAAUCCCAGAGCAACAGCAAAGGACAUUGUGAAGAUGCUGGAGGAAACAGGUGCAAAAGUAUCUAUCCACAGUAAAAACGAUUCCUAUAUCGACAUAACCUGAAAGGCCACUCACCAAGGAAGAAGCCACUGCUCCAAAACCGCCAUAAAAAAUGCCAGACUACGGUUUGCAACUGCAUAUGGGGAAAAAGAUUGUACUUUUUGGAGAAAUGUCCUCUGGUCUGAUGAAACAAAAAAUCCUAUAGAAAAUGUGUGGGCAGAACUGAAAAAGUGUGUGCGAGCAAGGAGGUCUACAAACCUGACUCAGUUCCUGACACAAGCUCUGUCAGGAGGAAUGGGCCAAAAUUCACCAAACUUAUUGUGGGAAGCUUGUGGAAAGCUACCUGAAACGUUUGACCCAAGUUAAACAAUUUAAAGGUAAUGCUACCAAAUACCAAUUGAGUGUAUGUAAACUUCUGACCAACUGGGAAUGUGAUGAAAUAAAUAAAAGCUGAAAUAAAUCAUUCUCUCUACUAUUA
Molecule: messenger RNA, 3294 nt
Organism: Oncorhynchus nerka (sockeye salmon)
Lineage: Eukaryota; Metazoa; Chordata; Actinopteri; Salmoniformes; Salmonidae
Product: zinc finger protein 239-like
Exons: 4
Coding region: 113-1156 (347 amino acids)
Biological process (GO): regulation of transcription by RNA polymerase II
Cellular component (GO): nucleus
Molecular function (GO): DNA-binding transcription factor activity, RNA polymerase II-specific
Source: RefSeq, a predicted model, not a curated record